Molecule: messenger RNA, 2736 nt
Organism: Penicillium antarcticum
Lineage: Eukaryota; Fungi; Ascomycota; Eurotiomycetes; Eurotiales; Aspergillaceae
Exons: 4
Coding region: 1-2736 (911 amino acids)
Source: RefSeq, a predicted model, not a curated record
AUGGCGUCUCCUCUAGUUCUCGGCGGCGCUCCGUCAGAGAGCUUUAGUCUCUAUCCUUCCCCUACUCAGGUUCGAAGGAAACCUGUCCCGCAGAAUGUCGAUCUGACCUCCGGACCUGUCCACCCCUCCUCUCCCCUUUCGAUCGAGGGAGAUAAACCCACUCUCAUUCCCACUGCUCCUGUGGCUAGACCACCAUCUCCUUCGUCGGCGGAUGGAGACUCUUUUAUAUCGGUCCAAAAGAACCCGAAUAGAUAUUCCCGACGAGCCCCUCCCAAACCUCUACAUAUCGAUACCGCUGCAUCCCGGCCGGGCUCCGCUGCAUUCUUGAGGUCCGUACUCGAGGACGACGACGACGACGACGACGAAGACGGGGCAGACUAUUUUGAUGACGAAUACGAACACCAGUUCACGAAUGGAAUUGCAAUCCCCUUGCACAGUCGACUAGAUAGCGAACCAUUCAUCCCGGUCCUCAAAUCCCCUCCUCCAACAAGACGGGCAACGAGUAUGGCAUUGCACCUCCCUAUGAACAGACCCCCUCUACAUAUCGACGUGGAUCCGCGGUCAAUGUCAAUGAGUGCGACGGAUUCCAGAAACCCAAAGACACCGGGGAAUAAGAUCAGCUCAUUCUUUGGUUGGAAGGCGGCGAAUAACAACAAUAAUAUAGCAACAUCUCCUGGAGCUGAAUCAUCCAGCACUGAGAUCUCCGACUCAGGUCGGUCCACAAUGCCUUCCCCCAUGCCACCGUUAGCAAAUGUUCCUAUCAAACCUCCUUCCCCCUAUGAUACCAAGAGCAAUGGCUACAGCCUUCCGGUGCGGACUCCAUCGGUGGGAUCUGGCAGUUUAAAGGAAAAUAUAUUUGUGUCCAAAAUGGCGGACCUUGAGAAUGAAUUACGAGAAAUUAGCUCCGAAUUGGCGGGGUCUAUACGCCGCGAAAUGGAUCUGGAGGAUCUAGUUGAACGUUUACAAUUAGAAGGCCCGGAUUCCAAUCGCCGGACCAGUGACUAUUUCUCGGAUUCGGGGACUAGUUCUGUUCGAUAUGCUUCAGACGCUGGUCGGUCAGAAGAUAUUGAGAAGAUCAAGCGUGCUGCAGAGCAAGAACGAGCUCAACUCAAGGUCGAAUUAUCACAAAAGCUGCAAGAAGAGCGCUCCAAACGGACAGCGUCUGAGUCGCAUGUUCAAAUUCUGGAGACCCAAGUUCAACAGCUUCGACGUGACAGAGUCGACUUGUCUGAUAUGUCAUCUAAAACUAAAGAACUUGAGACUGCUCUGGAAAACACUAAGCGCAAGUUACUUGAAGAGCGACAAUCGAAGGACAAUUUUGAAGAUUUGCUUACUGCAAUGCGAGUCGAGCUUGAACAGUUGCGCAACGACCGAGACGAGCUUCGAGACAACAACAAGCUCGCAGAAGAAAUCGAAGCUCUUAAGAUCGAAAAUGCCUCUCUAGCCCAGUUACAAGGCGGCCGAUUCGCUUCGAUCGCCGAGGAAGGUGGUUCACCGAGGAAUUCAGCAUUUGGAUUAUCACGAUCAAACUCCCUUGCUCGCAAGCCUAGCGGUCUCGCCCGUUCAGGUUCUCUUUCCCGGUCCAACUCCCUUUCUAACAAUGGGGGUAAAUCACCCGAAACACGCGAGUCCUUGGUUGACAAAGUCAACGACGUUGAAGUUCAACGCGAUUUCCUUCACCGGACAUUGCGCAGCCUGUUAGAUCGUCAAGCAUACCAGGCCCGUGAGUAUGAGAAGCGGACCCGUAUGCUUGAGAUGGAGCUUGCUCGGGCCCAGCAAUCGGGCCAACCCCGGAGGCUGGGUUAUCAGAGGGAGGUUUAUAACCUACGUGAUGAAGUCAACCAUCUACGCAUGCGCGCCGAAGAUGCCAUGGAUGGCAAAUGGCAGUGCGAGAAGAACCUCGCUGGUCUGAAGAUGGAUUUGGACCGUGCCGAGCAAGAAACCAGCUCCCUGCGCGCUCUUCUCCAGGAGGAUACUGCCGCUUCUGACGAAUCUAACUUCGACCAAGGGGAAUUCGCGGAAGUCAUGGCGACAUCUUCUUCUUUGCAAUCUGCCUACCAGCAAUUGCAGGCCGAAAGGGCAGCGGCCGAGGCGAACGUCGCCAACUCGGAAGAGCUUUCCUCCUCCCUUGACCGUGCAGAGUCCCUAGCCAACAAGGUUCAAUAUCAGCUCCGGAACAACACAUCUUUGCAUGCUCGGUUAGCAGAGGCUAUUAACAAGGGUGACAACGAUCAGAAGAUCUCAGUGUACCGAAUCAAUGUCCUGCAAAACCGCAUGAAGGAAUUGGAGGAUGACCUCUUGAUUGCCCAGCAAAACUCCGAAGACGAGAUGGGCAAGCAUGAGGAGGAAGUCCGCCUCUUGACAGAGAGCCAGAAUGCCCAGCUCACGCGUAUGAAGAAUGGAGGCCGUAACCUCGUUGGUCUUUCACCGCGGCCACCCAACACACCAUUCGACGCUCGCUCACCGCGUCUGAAUCAGACCUCCAGUGGUGAGGGUGUUCCUUUGACCGAUGUUGUCCAGGCUGAGGUCCUCGAACGACGAGUCAAGGAUCUCGAGAAGCUCCUCCGCGAUGCGGAUAUGGAGAUGGAAGAAGUGGUCGGACGCAUGAACCGUACACAGAUCGAUGUGGCCCAGCUUCAAACUGACAGAGAGGAUGCUCUCCGCCAGACCCGCCAACUCCAAACCGAGAUCCAGGCUGAGCGUGACGCCCUGAAUUCGCUUAUCAACGCCUUAUAG